UUCCCCAAAACCCUGAGAGCCAUGGAGGACGAGCACCACCGCCAUGACGCAGACGCCGAGCCGUUCAAAGAUGGCGCAGACAUCUGCCAACAGCUCAUGGACCGCUACUCCAAGUCCUCCGCGCCGCAGCACCACCACCUCCUCGCCACCGCCGCCGCAAUCCGCUCCAUCCUCGCCGCCGAGUCCCUCCCCCUCACUCCCCCAUCCUACUUUGCCGCCACCAUCUCCUCCAUCGACGACAUGUCGUCCCGCGCCACCGCCGACCCUACCGCCGUGGCCGCGCUCCUGUCGUUUCUCUCCCUCGUGCUCCCGGCCGCGCCGCCGCGGAGCAUCUCGUUGGGGAAGGCCGGUCAGGCGCUGUCGAUGCUGGCGGAGUUUCUGGAGAGAGGGGAGGAGAGGCUGACGAUGACGGGGGUCAAGGCUGUGGUCAAGUGCUUGGGGGCUUUGGUUGGCUUUUGUGAUUUGGAGGAUUGGCAAUCUGUCAAAUUGGGACUGGAGACUUUGCUCAAGUUCUCCGUUGAUAAAAGACCUAAGGUUCGCAAAUGUUCGCAAGAAUGCCUUGAGAAUGUAUUUAAGUUGCUCCAGUCCCGCAGUGUUGUAAAGGAGGCGAGCAAGUUGAUACUAUCUAUGCUGAAAGGUUAUAUGCCUUUGGCGGUUAAGUUGAGUGCUUCACGGACUUCAGAUGGACAUAAGAAUCUAGAUGUCUUACACAUGCUUAAUGUGGUGAAGCUUACUGUUCCUUUUCUCUCAGCAAAAGUUAGCUCAAAACUUCUUUCAGAAAUGAAUAAACUUCUGGGUCCGCGGUUCUCAGAACUCACAAGGCAUGUUUUCCAAAUUAUUCAAGUGCUAUUUGAGAUUUCAAGAGCUGAUGACAUUGUCUCUAAGACAGAGGGGACUAUACCUUUUCUCAUUUCGUAUGUGUCUUUAGCAAAUAAGAACCCCUCAGACACUGUCAUGUCUGCGGCAACCUUGUUAAAGUAUUCUAUUGGCAUACUUCAUACUGCUGAAUCAACAUCAUGGAUCACAAAUCUUCCGCUAGUGUGUGGCUCUGUGGCAGGUCUUUUGGCUUCUGAGGCUAGGACUGCAUCCCAUUCUUCAGAUAUUCUGAAAGAGUUGAUUAGCCAUCAUGUGGAUAUAAGUGAUGAAGGAGAAGAUCUUGUAAAAUCAAAUGCAUUGAGAUCAAUAUGUGCUAUCUUUGAGGAGGGUCUUAACUUGUGUAAAAAACUGCCAAACGAUCAUCUUUUGGAUGCUAUAUCUGCUUUGUUCCUCAAGCUAGGAAAUAUGUCCCAUAUCUACAUGAAAAGUAUUAUGCUCAAACUUGCUGAGUUAAUGACCGCUGCUAUUGGGGAAAAAUCUAAUGUUGACCAUCUUCAGAAAUGUAUUGGAACUGCAGUAAUUGCUAUGGGACCUGGGAGACUACUAGAACUUGUACCUGUAUCACUUAACGCUGGUGAAUUCACCUGCGUAAACAUUUGGCUGGUACCUAUUUUGAAAAAUUAUGUUGUUGGAGCGCCGUUGGCAUACUAUAUGGACAAUAUAAUGCCUCUUGCAAACUCCUUUCAUCUGGCCUGCAAUAAAGUUAAGAAGUCUAAAACCCGUGAAGAGUUACAGGGUCAUGCACGUGAUUUGUCGGGUCUGCUACUAUCUUUUUGUCGCCAUCCAACAGAUAUGUAUCACAAAUUUAUCCCACUGGCUGAGGUUAUGGUAAAGUUUCUAAAGGAGGAUUCUUUAAUGCAUGAAACUGUUGCAUGUUCCUUGCAGGCUCUUGUAAAUCAGAACAAAAGUGCGGUUAACCAAAAAACUGGUGCUGCUGAGGCAACAAGUGAACUUGUACCAGGGUUGCGAAAUAUACCCAUUUACUCAAAGAAAAUUGCGACAAAAAACAUAAAGGCUGUGGCACAGUGUUCUUUGCAGUUGCUUGAGGCCCUCAUAGACACAUUUGUUGGUUCAGCACCUGAGAAGCGUCCAUAUUUAAAGGAUGCUAUAAGAUGCUUGGCCUCAGUAGCUGAUUCUUCUAUUGCUAAGAAGAUUUUCAUAUCAGUACUUGAGAAGUUUCACCUCAUGGAUGGUAGGAAUGAAUGUGUAAAGGUGGAGAGUGAAACUAAUUCAUCGGGUGAUGAAGAAGAGCACAAUAGAAGUACGGGAGAGAAUAAUGCACAGCGAUGUGUAAUAAUGGAGCUAGCUUCUUCCCUAGUUGAAGGAGCCCAGGAAGAUCUUAUUGAUCUAAUCUAUACCUUUAUCAAGCAUACUUUUCAGACCAGUGAGGAGGUUGCAAAUCGUGAAGCGUACUAUACGUUGAGCCGAAUUCUGGAGGAACAUGCUUGGUUCUGCUCUUCCCAGUCUACUGAAUUGAUUGAUCUGUUACUUCGUUUGAAAUCUCCGGGUGAUAUUGUAUCUCUAAGGAGUCGAUUUUCUUGUUUCCAGACUUUGAUGAUUCAUACUUUGAAGAUUGAAGCAGAGGUGGAAAAUGCAAAGGCUUUUCUUAUUCUCAAUGAAAUCAUAGUCACCUUAAAGGAUUCCCACGAAGAGAAAGCUAGGAAAACAGCGUAUGAUACACUCCUCAACAUAAGAUCUGGCUUGAGAGACUUAUCAAGUCUCAGUUCAGACGGACCUUACCAAAAACUAAUUAACAUGAUAAUGGGCUAUCUUUCCGGUGCAUCACCUCAUAUAAAGAGUGGAGCAGUGUCUGUGCUAUCGGUGCUGGUGUAUAAAGAUACUGAUAUAUGCCUUUCUGUACCUGAGCUAAUUCCUUCUCUUUUAUCUUUGCUGCAAGGCAAAGCUCUCGAAGUCAUCAAAGCUGUAUUGGGCUUUGUGAAAGUACUUGUAUCUUGUUUAGAAACUAGGCGUCUGCAAGAUCUUCUACCAGCUAUUGUCACUGCAGUUCUCCCAUGGUCCCCUGUCUCGAGACAUCAUUUCAGAGAAAAGGUCACAAUCAUAAUGGAGAUUAUGUUACGGAAGUGUGGUCCUGCUGGAGUCGAGUUAGUUACACCAGAUAAAUACAAGGGUUUUGUCAGGGGUGUUCUGGAGAACCGCCGCGAUAACAAGAAAAGUUCCAAGGAAGUUGCCACCACUGAAACAGAUGUGAAGCAGGCAGAUUCUUCAACCAACAGGAUGGAGGAUAGAAAACGCAAGGAAAUGGAUCCUGAACAUGAGAACAAAGGAUCAAUGGAACACAGAAAAAGAAGAAGAGAGAAGGAACUCAUAAAUGGAAAGCCUAGUACCAGUAGUACCUAUGGUAUAUCUUCUUGGGGUAGAGAUGAAACGAAACGUGCUAGGAGACCUAGGCAAUCUGAUACAAACAAAUCAUUUCAAGACCAGUCAGAAAUAAAUGGAAAGACGAUCAGAGAGAAUUACAGUAAGCGACCCACAGGUGGUCGCAAAGGAAAGAUAGGGAAGACGGGCACAGGAAAGGAUGUGACUGCGAUUAGGAGACCUGGCACUACAACCAAAUUGUUCAAAGCCAAGAAAGUUGGGAAAAAUUAGUUUUGUAGUGUUCCAUCUGUGUUGGAUGUCUUUCUUUUAAAGAUCAUACCUGCACUGGUACAAGGAAUGCUCAAAGGCUUUUAUACUAACUGUAUUUGUGGUUCGUUACAAUAACAAUUCUGAUUGGUAUUUGGUAAUUAGAAAUUCACACUUUUAGUACUAAUGACAAGACUGAUGCAAUUAUUGCCAUCCUACACGCAUUUUACUUGG
This is a messenger RNA of Argentina anserina (silverweed cinquefoil), 3693 nucleotides long. RefSeq lists its product as uncharacterized. Bases 22 to 3483 code for a protein of 1153 amino acids. The transcript is spliced from 18 exons. The record is from RefSeq and is a predicted model, not a curated record. NCBI's taxonomy places the organism in Eukaryota, Viridiplantae, Streptophyta, Magnoliopsida, Rosales, Rosaceae.